This is a messenger RNA of Soboliphyme baturini, 501 nucleotides long. The record is from the annotation of a GenBank genome assembly. NCBI's taxonomy places the organism in Eukaryota, Metazoa, Nematoda, Enoplea, Dioctophymatida, Soboliphymatidae.
AUGACCACUGCAACUACUCUGUGCCUUUCGAAUACAGAAACCUUGUUAAAAGAAAUGAAAAUUGAGGUAAUAAAGCGAUGCGUGAUCUUUUACUGUUUAAUGUGUAUUAAUAGAUUUUCGUGUUUGAGGCUCUCCAAAGUUAUCGCAUUUAUUUCAGCUCAGUUCAGAAAAAUGCAACAGUGCCUUGGCAGUUAUUACGUAUUGGUUGUGGAAGACAAAAGCAUAGGCCAAAUCAUUGCCACGGGAACCCUGGUCCUUGAGCACAAGUUCAUUCAUGCGGCUGGACAUCGUGGCAGACUCGAAGACUUGGUCGUCCUCAGUGAAUACCGCGGAAAGCAGCUUGGACAAAUAAUCAUGACCGUUCUCACGUUGCUGGCGGAAACUUUUGGCUGCUACAAAGCAUCGCUCGAAUGCAAAGACCAUUUGAUUACGUACUACGCGCGGUUUGGAUUCCAGAAAGAUGUUGGCAACAACUUUCUAGUGCAGCGAUUCACUUCCUAA